AUGGAGAAGACCCGGCAUGACGUCGAUGGACAUGCGCCCGCGGAAGCGCCGAGGGACAUGCAUGUGUUCAAGCUGCGCUGCAAUGCAUGCUGGGAGGUCCUCUGCGGAGCGAAUGGACCCCAAGCAUGCUACCGGACCUGCUGCAGCCACAUCUUCUGCGAGCGCGAUGCGAUGAAGCAUUUCCGCGAUGGCAACCUCAUCUGCCCCGCUUGUGGGGAAGACCUCAGCCAGAGACAGGGAAGCGUGUGCGAAAUCACCGUGAAGAGCGCGACGGGACCGCGCCGUCUCGAGAUCAUCUGGGAAGAGAUGCUUGCCGACCCCGUAUCCUGCAUGGCGCAAAUCCAAGAAGCGAUGCGCUUCCUCAUGGUAUUCCGUCAAAGUGUGUGGGCAAUGUUCAUGCUCGCGACAUUAGUUCCAGCAAGCCCAAGAAAACUACCGACAAGUACGUGUACCAAAGUCUCUCAUGGUGAGGCUCUAACGACGGGCAAGGAACGCAUCCACAACGAAUUGAUCGACGAGCACAAGGAGUACCAGCAACAGCACGGACAGCGCUACUUGCAGAUGAAGAGCUACACGGAGAAACUCGAGGAAGAGAUCGGCGAGCUCAAGAACAAGAUGGUCGUGCUCAACAACACCAUCGAAGAAACGCGCGAGUCGUACAAGGACAAGGCGCGCGUGUGCCGCAACUACGAGAAAGUGAUCAAGGGUAUGAAGGCGCAACAAGAAGGCAACGGACAGCGUGUCAUGACGGCACAACCUUCGGGCCGAAUGCCCCUAAACGUUGCGCCGUCGCCCAAGUUUGCCAAGAGCAUCUCGUCAAUGCAGUCGUCGUCGCUUCGCCAGCACACGUUCGAUCAGCCCGCAACCACGCAGCAUCCAGCAUUUGCCAUGCAAAACGAGUCGACCUCAUCUCGCUACGCUUCCAACGCGAUGGCACGCCCAAGCUCGUCCUUUCGCGGCAACUCGUCGUUCGCACCUCCGCCAAGCAAUGCCGGGGGCAUGCUCACGCGCUCCAGCAAGAGACUCGUGCCGGGACUGCCGCCUGUGGCCAACGGUGACGACGACUACGAUGUGGGUAUGGACGACCCCGCGCUCGCCGAGGUCCCCGUGACGUUUGACAAAUCGGCCGUCGAGUCUAUUAUCUUUGACUCGGGCAUUGUGCUUCAGUUUGCACAGCACGGCGUGGAGCUCGAGGAUACCCUUUUCUUGCAGCCCGAUUUAUGUACGCUCGACGAUUGGCACCGCGAAGUCGACGAGCGCGUCCAGCCCAACGCCCUCGAGCAGCUUUCGGACCGAGAGAUCGACGAUCAAAUCACGUCCCUCCUCACAAGCAUGGACCCCAAAGAGCACUACUUGAACGCUGCCGAGUACUACUUGGAUCAUCCCAAGGAGUACGCAGCGUUUUUCAAGACGCCGCUGGUCGUCCAAUCGUGCCACUACCUCGGCAUUGACAGCAGCGCGAUUCCACACCGGUCGCUCCAAUCCUUCAAGCGCCAGCCCGACAGUGCCGAGGCUGUGCCCGACUUGGUGCUCAAGGCUCGCUAUGAUGCCUACCGCCACGAGUGUCAACUGUGCAUCGCCAUCAUCUUGCAAACGCAGCAGCUCAUUGCCGCCAAGCUUCAACACGGUCAAGUCGACCCAUUACCACCCGUGGUCCAGGCCAAGCGCAAGAAGCCCCGGACGCGACCGGUGGACGAGGUGCAGCCACCGCGCGUAUACGACCACGCCAAAAACCGGGAAGAGCUUCAGCGCAUGGACAUAAUGAAGCACGCCAAGCUCCUCGAGAAUGCCGAGCGAUGGAAAGAGACGCAAGCCAGCAUCCACAAGGCAUCGGAUCGCCGCGUCACGGCGCGAGAGGCGGCCGAGCUCGCAUUCAAGCAAAAGGAGUUUGAAAAAGAAGUUAAGCUCAAGAGCUACGAUGCAGUCGCCGAGCAAAAGACCCGGCGAAAAAUGAUCCUCGACAACUUUCGCAAUCAUACGCCGGUGCAGCUAAAACCCAACAUGAAGGAAGAAGCUCGGCUCGUCAAAGAACUGCACAACUUGGAUCUGGACGAGCACUUGCGUCGAGCGGCGCGUAUCAAACACGCUCACGAGUACCGCAAGCAGCACGUGCUCGACAAAUCCAACAGAAAGCUCGAGCGUCUACCACCGCGCGUUGGCCCUGGCAGCAUCUCGAGCGGGCCACCUCCCUCGCGCUAG
This is a messenger RNA of Saprolegnia diclina VS20, 2199 nucleotides long. RefSeq lists its product as hypothetical. Lineage: Eukaryota; Oomycota; Saprolegniomycetes; Saprolegniales; Saprolegniaceae. The coding region runs from base 1 to 2199 and encodes 732 amino acids. The transcript has 23 exons. The record is from RefSeq and is a predicted model, not a curated record.